Messenger RNA from Hyaena hyaena (striped hyena), 269 nucleotides. Its product is annotated as 60S ribosomal protein L38-like. The record is from RefSeq and is a predicted model, not a curated record. Bases 1 to 234 code for a protein of 77 amino acids. The transcript has 2 exons. Gene Ontology annotation, biological process: protein-RNA complex assembly; translation. Gene Ontology annotation, molecular function: structural constituent of ribosome. NCBI's taxonomy places the organism in Eukaryota, Metazoa, Chordata, Mammalia, Carnivora, Hyaenidae. Gene Ontology annotation, cellular component: cytosolic large ribosomal subunit; ribosome.
AUGCGAAUCGCGCUCGUCUGUGCCCCUCGCAGAAUUGAAGAAAUCAAGGAUUUCCUGCUCACGGCCUGGCGAAAGGAUGCCAAGUCCGUCAAGAUCAAGAAAAACAAGGAUACCGUGAAAUUUAAAAUCCGCGGCAGCAGGUACCUUUACACCGUGGUCAUCACAGACAAGGAGAAGGCAGAGAAACUGAAGCAGUCGCUGCCCCCAGGUUUGGCAGUAAAGGAGCUGAAAUGAAACCGGCACACUGAUUUGAACUAUAUUAAAAUAUU